UUGCAACAAAGUUACUGUACUCGUUGUGUCAGGACUCGUAUAUGGGACACUCGUCCAAACUUUUUCGUUUUCAGUUUUUCUCAAAAGGCCCAUACAUUUUAUUUAAACAGAAUUGUGACACUCAUUCUAGGCUACUUAUUCAACACAAUGGACCAUGGAAUAGGGUGGCCGCAGAAAGGCAACGAUCGUGGACUUAAUUUUCAUGGAAUUCUGAUGAGCACAGGGCUAAUUUUCUUCCAAGGCGAAGCUCUUUUAUCAUAUCGAAUGUAUCGCUCCGACAGUAAAAUCGUGUCGAAAACAAUUCACUUCGUAUUCCACUUGUUGGCCAUCAGCUUUUUUACUACAGCUUUUGCUGCUAUCAUCAUCCAAAAAAAUGCCAAUACAUACUCUCGAAUCUGGAAGCAUUUUUUGCCAAAAAAAGGGUUGCCAAAUCGAACCAGAGUAGUUUGUCGCAAAUCAAAUACUAUUUACUUAUCGAACCAAGUGACACAGGUUUAA
This is a messenger RNA of Haemonchus placei, 498 nucleotides long. The record is from the annotation of a GenBank genome assembly. NCBI's taxonomy places the organism in Eukaryota, Metazoa, Nematoda, Chromadorea, Rhabditida, Trichostrongylidae.